Molecule: messenger RNA, 2551 nt
Organism: Neltuma alba
Lineage: Eukaryota; Viridiplantae; Streptophyta; Magnoliopsida; Fabales; Fabaceae
Product: E3 ubiquitin protein ligase RIN2
Exons: 13
Coding region: 289-2064 (591 amino acids)
Biological process (GO): protein ubiquitination; ubiquitin-dependent protein catabolic process; positive regulation of plant-type hypersensitive response
Cellular component (GO): cytosol; ubiquitin ligase complex; plasma membrane
Molecular function (GO): ubiquitin protein ligase activity; ubiquitin binding
Source: RefSeq, a predicted model, not a curated record
UAACCUCUUGACUAUCUUAAUUCUGAUGCAAAUUGCAAUAGCGGAAACUCCAGCUCACGCUACCAUUGCUUCUUCCUAGAUCGAAUCAGAAUUUCCAAUUUCGUCUUGGAGGCUUAUGAUGACCAACAUUUGAGUUAGCAGUGGUGGCGUUUUAAGCUGGCUUUAAGCUUUUCGCUAUGCUUGUGUUUGACUUUGAACCAUGUCUAAAAUGGGCAAAUGGCUGCUAUGAUUGAACUCUGAUGAAAAUCCAGGAGAUCGGUGCUGGUUGACAGGCUGAGAGCAUUACUAAUGUCUUCCAGGUUUAUAGCAAUUUCGGCUGUUUUUACAGCUUUAAGCCUUGUGGGUGUACAAUUUGGCUCGGAGUUGUCUCUCAGUAAACUGAAAUCAGAAGGAAUAAUUGGCAAGAAUUUAAUUCACUUGGAUAAGGAGAAUGCCAAUCAUGUCAUUGAGUUGUUUUUGGGGUCGUACACCACCAUAUGGUUGCUCGCAAAUUUUGUGAUCAAUGCAUUUAUCCUUCUCAAUCUUUGUCUCAAGACUAUGUUUUUCUCUGAAUUGUAUCCUGCUGAAAUUCGGAAGCUGGUUGAGUGUCUCAUUAAUUAUGUCAUCUACAAGGGGACAUUUCUACCAAUGAUAGUGCCUCCAACAAUAUAUCAGGCAGGUCUAUGGUCUAGUUGGAUGAUAGUGCUAUGUUCUUUAAAGAUGUUCCAAACUUUGGCCAGAGAUCGUUUAGAGCGAUUGAAUGCAUCUCCAUCUGCCAGACCCUGGACUUAUGGCCGUGUAUAUUCAGCAUUAUUGUUGGUUUUCUUGGUUGAUUUAUUUUGGAUAAGGCUAUGUCUGACGAUAUAUAAAACACACCCAUCCUCUAUGCUUCUGUUGCUAUUCUACGAGCCUCUUAGUAUCGCUUGUGAGACCCUGCAGGCUAUAUUGGUACAUGGCUUUCAAUUGCUUGAUAUAUGGCUCCAUCAUUCAGCAUGCAAUACCACUGAUAGUGGAAGGUCAAAACUCUUCGACACAUUAGCAGCAGGAUCAUUAUUGGAAUGGAAGUGGAGUCUUAUUCGGAAUUUGGGAUUCUUACUAGACAUGGCAACUUCUUUUACGGCUCUUGGCCAUUACUUCCAUAUUUGGUGGCUUCAUGGCAUAGCUUUCCAUCUUGUAGAUGCAGUGCUAUUUCUAAACAUACGAGUAAAUAUUUGUACACUGCUAAGUGCAAUUAUAAAUCGCAUAAGAGCCUAUAUCAGGUUAAGGAAGGCUUUAGGUGCGCUACAUGCAGCUCUUCCUGAUGCAACUACUGAGGAGUUGUUGUCAUAUGAUGAUGAAUGUGCUAUUUGCAGGGAGCCCAUGGCCAAGGCUAAAAAGCUAAACUGCAAACACCUUUUCCACCUUGCGUGUUUGAGAUCUUGGCUAGAUCAAGGAUUGACAGAGAUGUAUACCUGUCCAACAUGUCGGAAGCCACUUUUUGUUGGCCGGCCUCAAAAUGAAGCAAGCUUCAAUACACGGGAAACAUCAAGUGAAGAACCACAUGCACACCAAAUAGGUUCAGGGCUUGAUCAGCCAAACACUGGUAGACAUGUCAUGGCUGCUGGAUUAUUUCCCAACCAAACACCAAACAUGGAAGGCAUUUCUUGGAGGGGUGCAGCAGGACUGGACUCACCUUGGUUGCAUUCUUGGCCAAAUCAAGGUGGCGAUGGGGCUGGUCCAUCUACUGCAAUCAGAUCAGUUGGAUUAGGAAGGGUUCAAAUGAUGAUGAGACAUCUUGCAUCUGUUGGAGAAAAUGCUCAGAAUGCCCUUGAAGAUUCUGCCUGGAGCCUUUGGCCUAUGAAUACUUCUCAGGCUUCUGCAAGUGGUUCCCGGAUUCCUCCUUCUCAUGGGAGGCUCCCAGGGGGCUCUGAUAAUGUACACAUGAGGAAUGCUUCACGUUUUGCAAAUGAUAAUCUGGCAAAUAUACUGGCUAUGGCCGAGACUGUUCGGGAGGUUCUACCUCAUAUACCAGAUGACAUAAUUUUCCAGGACUUGCAGAGGACAAAUUCCGUGUCAGUUACAGUGAAUAAUCUUCUCCAAAUGUGAUAUAUAGCGUGAUAUUUAGAAUUGGUUCGGGGAGAGAGAGAGAGUCAUGGGGGUUGAUCCCCGUUUUUCUCCCUCAUGACCCUUUUGUCGUCUUCCUCUCUCAUGCGGGACUAUAAAUUUGCUGGAGAUAGUUGAGGCGGGAUGUUUCUGCAUAUGAGUAGGUAUAUGGAGAAUUUGAAGUCGAUCUCUUGAAAUUAAUUCAGAUGAAAUAAUGAGGGAGAAAGAUGGAAAAAAGCGGGACCUAUUUGCAUCUUUGUGUUUUAUUUCCCCUCUAUUUAAUUCAGGUGAAGUUCAAUACCAAAAAUACCAAGGAGGCCUGUAACUUUAGGUUUUUGAGUUACCAAUAUCCUUGGAAAUUUAUAGGCUAUAUUUUUUGUAUAUAGGAUCAGCAAUUAUACCCAAGAAAGAGUGGAUAAGUAUAGGUUUUAUUCCUUCCUCUUUUUCUUGCAUUAAUAAAAAAUGAUUGUGAUUUUUCUAUGAUGCCAAA